Mangifera indica (mango) is the source of this 2639-nucleotide messenger RNA. Its product is annotated as serine/threonine-protein kinase AtPK2/AtPK19-like. The record is from RefSeq and is a predicted model, not a curated record. The transcript has 3 exons. The coding region runs from base 588 to 974 and encodes 128 amino acids. NCBI's taxonomy places the organism in Eukaryota, Viridiplantae, Streptophyta, Magnoliopsida, Sapindales, Anacardiaceae.
UAAACCUGGUAAUUGAGCUGAGUAUUGGUUGGCUCCACAUCGGCUGAAUUAGUUUAGGAAACGCUCGAGUUUGAGUUCACCGAGAUCUCAACUCGAGCUCAAGAGAGGUUUGACUAGCUUUGAAAAUAUUUUAAUCUCUUAAUUUUAAAAUUGUGAUUUUAAUCUCAUAACUUAAUUAUAUUUAUUAAUUACCCUCGUAAGAUUUUAAGAGAGAGUGUGAGAUUUGAGACUUUUAGGAUUUAUUUAUAUUUUGUUUAAGUUGAGUAUCUUCAAGCUCAAACUCAAUUUAAAAGCUGAACUCCAGUGGCCUAAGCUCAAGCUUGGCUUAGACCCCUAUCUUGUAUGCAUAUAUGUGUAAAAUAUAGCUUUUAUGGUGUCAUAGGAAACUGGCAAAUUUUUGAUCGCUUGUUUGAAUUUCGAUGAUUAGAUGAAUUCCUUUUUAAAAGCAGCAUACUUGUAGAAGUUUAUGAACCACCUUUUUCAGGGGUGUUUUCAAUUAUUUUGCUUGAAUUUUUUUCCAAUUUUCCUUUGUUAGGAAUAAUUAUAGGAUUGCUUACUCAUUUCUCAGAGGAUUGCCUGUCCUGUUGAUGUUUUUGACUGACAUUUCUAAAUUUGUUGCUGCUCUUUCAUUCUGGCAGCCAGCAUUUACACAUGGACAUAGGCAGAAGCUUCAGCAGAAAAUUCUCAAUGAGAAAGUGCAACUUCUACUGUUUCUCACCAGUGAAGCACAUUCGUUGCUCAAAAGAUUGCUGCAAAAGGAUCCAACUAGAAGGUUAGGUAGUGGUCCCAGUGGAGGAGAUGACAUCAAACAUCAUAUAUGGUUUCGGUUAAUCAACUGGAAGAAAUUGGAUGCUAGAGAACAGAUGCCAAAGUUCAACCCUGAUCAGGUGAGCAUUUUCAGGGGUAUGCUUCCGUGGACCCUAACUCCUGGCUUUCAUCAGAUGACAGAAAAGUUCCCAAACAAGGAGAAAUAAGAGAAAAAUAAGAGAUUGAUAAUGAAGUCAGUCAUCUAUCUAUAUUGUGAUAUUAACUCCUUGUAAGUGGUUUUCUUUCCUUUUCAACCAGUAAAAAUAUAUAUAAUGUCUAUAUCAUAUUUACUCUCUUUAACUUCUCUAUUUACAAAAGAUCAUUGAUUUUCAUUCUAGGUGUUUGUAAAUGCUGUCAUUUGUUGUAUUUAUUGAUGCCAAUAAUCCCAAUAGAUUUUUAACUGGAUAACACUUUUACAUAUUCAUCCCAACCCUUUGUUGUAAUUUUGUCAUGGUAGUGUUUUUCCAAGAAACCAACAGUUGUUUCUAAGAUAGAAAAUCUUAAAUAUCUUGACAGUAUGAGGCAAGACAAACAAAAAUGAGCUCGAAAUUAGAUGGAGAAAAUUGGUUAAAAUGGUUUUCUGGGUAAAGAGGAUUUCAUUGCAGUUGUACUGACUGGCCUGAUCUAAGUUGAAUUUGCAGAAGGGUUAUGAUUUCCUGCAGUGUAUUCAAAAUAUAGGAUUCAUUGUAGAUAGAGCUGUAUAAGGGAGCAAUUCCACUGUAAAUAUGAUACAUUGGGUCUAGCUGAGGCCGUCUAAAGUUGAAUGCUGUUAAUGAUACAGUAUACAUAUCAGAUAAAGAGAUUAUUGGGCAUGGCCGAACAAUAAUGUCUUUCUUGUUAAGCCCUUUUAUCUCUUUAGCUAAGCUGGUCAUAAAUCCUAUUUAGCACUAUAUAAAGAAUAGCAGAGAACUCAUCUAAAAGAGCAAAGAUGCCUCAUGGGUGGCAUUAAUUAUGGUACUUAGGGACAGAAAGCGAGAGGGGUGGUUGUUGGAUUCCCUCCAUCGCUUACUCAUGAAGGUGACGCAAAGCAGUGACGUUGAGAGUGACAAGAAGUCAAACGAAGUCAUUACAUAGUGGAUACAAAGGAAGAAAAAAAGCAGUGUAGAAGAAUCUUGUUCCGUAUUAUGUACAUGAGUUCACACCCCACUUGGAUGCACUUAACUGCGGCAACAUACCAGGAAACUUCGAAUCAGUUUUACCUUAAACAUAUCAAGAAAAAGUAUUAGUGUGAAUACAUAUAUAUGUAAUCCUAGUUUUUUCUUCCCUGUAAAUUAGAUUCAAAAGCUUACUUAUAUACACAGUUCAUCGUUCAAUCUUCAGUCAUCUCAUUUUGUUCUAGGAGUGUAGCUUGCAUUAUACAUUUUUAGAGUAGCCAUGAGAAGUAAAGAUAGAAACUAUUCUCUGCUUGAUAAUUCAAUGGAAAUGGUGGUGAAUAUCAUCAAACUGUCAUCUUAUUCCAUUGCCAACGUCAUUCUUGGAGCUGCCAGACCUUCCACAACUGCCAAAGGUCUCGGACCUACGCAAGGCUUUAUUACAGGUGAUGAUGAACCGCUGCUUCCUCAGUUUCUGGGGAGCCAAAAGUCAGAUAACUCAUGGACGAUGCAUGAAGAGAAAAGUGUGGACAGAGAGGCUUCUGAAUUCAUAAGUUGGGUGCAUCAGAAGAACAAAAUUUCUUCUGAGACAUAAAAUCCUUCGGAAGACAUACUGCCACCAACACCUCGUGCAGUAAUGUAACCAAUUAUAUCUUUGUUAUGCAUUCAAAAUAUGAUUCUAGUUAUGCUGUUUAGUAUAAACCACUAAAUAAAACAAAAUAAUUUGCAGUGAUUUUUCUU